Messenger RNA from Macrosteles quadrilineatus (aster leafhopper), 2849 nucleotides. RefSeq names its product carboxypeptidase N subunit 2-like. NCBI's taxonomy places the organism in Eukaryota, Metazoa, Arthropoda, Insecta, Hemiptera, Cicadellidae. The coding region runs from base 315 to 2651 and encodes 778 amino acids. The transcript has 5 exons. The record is from RefSeq and is a predicted model, not a curated record. Gene Ontology annotation, cellular component: extracellular matrix. Gene Ontology annotation, molecular function: protein binding.
UUUGUUGUUUCUCGUCGGCAGCAAAUGUUUGACGCUGCGUCGUAUUUUAGUGAUUUUCUCAAUUCACGGUGAUUUAAACUUUAAAAUUUUGUGAUUUAUCAUCCAUGUGAGUCAGCGUUAUAGCUUUUAAGUUAGACUUUGUCUAUUGUUCAGUUAUAAAGCCAGAAAGUGCCUAAGUGGAACGUUGUGUAGUGGUCAUAACCUUUACUUGUCAUCCCGGUGUCUUCUGCUAGUGUAGAGAGCUUUGAGAAACAUGGAUUGAAGUACCCCAACCACAUAUUUAACUUCAAGCGCAAGUGUACAUUAGUGUGACAAUGAAUAUGGCAUGGACGGUGUGGCUGGUGGCCUGUCUGGCGCUGGCGCAGGUGAGCGCCGAGCUCCCAGACCAGGACUGUCCAGAUGAUUGUGACUGUCACUACUGGCGCAUCAACUGGGUAACUGACUGCUCGGAGAGUAACCUCACCUCGGUGCCUACAGUAGAGGAGGGCCUCAGUCUAGGCGUGUACCUACUGAACAUGAACGCAAACAACCUCAGGGAGCUCGAACCUUUCCCCAACGACCUGAAGGUACGUAGUCUUCAGUUGGCAGAGAACAUGCUGUCAACCGUUGGUAAGGAUGACUUCUCCAGCCUGAUGUACCUCAUAGACAUCGAUCUGACGGCCAAUAACAUUCACUCUGUUCAUCCUGAAGCCUUUGUGAACAACUUUGGUCUGAUCCAACUAGAGCUGGGGAUGAAUCCUCUUGAGCCAGUAGACGGACCAUUUAUCUACUCUAAAUCUCUCCACUACCUGGACUUGAGUGAAUGUACCCUGACAAAGCUGAACUCUCACUUCUUUCAAAACAUCACAGCUAUCAACCGUCUAGACCUCUCAGGCAACCCUCUGGGAGUAAUAGAGGCUGGGAUAUUUGAUGACCUCAUGAGCUUAGAGGACCUAAAACUGAAAAACUGCAGCUUAACCAGAAUCGACCCGUUGGCUUUUGUUCUCAAUGAACAUCUAAAAAGGCUUGAACUGUCAGAGAACAAUCUGGUUGGACCAAUUGAUUGGAUUUUAGUCCUAGGGCCACUAAUGAGAGUAGAGUACCUGGAUCUUCGAAGGUCUGGAAUUGUGAACCUUCCAGAGAAUCUGUUCUUGAACAACACCUACUUGAGAAGUUUGAUUUUAGCUGAGAAUGAGCUGAGAGAUUUGGAUGUGUCUUCUACCUUGAGCAACAACUUGCAACAUCUUGACUACUUGGAUCUGUCCAACUGUCGAUUGAAAGGCCCACUGUCCGAGGAUGCUUUUGCGAAUGCGACCAAUCUACGGACGUUGUUACUGACUGGAAAUCGUCUUUCAGCCGCAGAUUUGGCUGUCGCUCUAGCACCUUUGUCUCGCCUCCAGAAACUGUCUCUGAAAAACUGCAGUUUAACUAGAUUACCCGCUGACACAUUCCACAGAUUUUCGUGCUUACAAGAACUAGAUAUCUCAGAAAAUCCAUUGAACGAUGCCUUUACAGGACUCUUGUCUCCUCUAGAUACCUUAGAAUAUUUGAACAUGGGCAACAGCAAUCUUGGUAGGGUGUCAAAAACUACAUUCUCAAAGAUGACAGCCUUGAAAACAUUAAUUUUGUCUGGAAAUCCUUUGGAGAGCUUAGAACCUGGUUUGUUCCAAAAUUUAACAAAACUAGAAGUUUUGGAACUCAACAACUGUAGUUUGAUCCGCUUGAAUUCAACUGUAUUCCCUGAUAACUUUACUUAUCCAGAUUUAGAAGAACUGAGGCUAGCACAUAAUCCAUUGAUUGUUCCUUCCAUCGGAUCAUUUUUGCCUAGACAAUUGAGAAGACUGAAAACCUUGGAUUUGAGCAAUUGUAAUUUGACUUACAUCAGACCAGCAGUACUAAAUUCUUUCAGCAAUAUCACAAGACUUUUACUAGCCGGUAAUAAUUUGACUGUAACUAAAGAAGAUUCUCUUGAGUUUUUGAGGAAUCUUCCUGAUUUGCAAUAUCUCGACUUAAGUUCAAACAGAUUGACUUACAUCAAACCCUCCGUUUUCUCAAACAACAGAGAUUUGACCGGCGUAAAGCUCGUCGGGAACCCUUGGAAAUGUGGAUGCAACAUUGCCGACAUGUGGAGGUGGGCCAUGCAAGUAAAGGGGGACGUAGGAGUCUUGAUAGGCUCUAGAACAACACCUGAAGAGAUCCGCUCUCUAACAGGCAAAAGAAAGAAGGGACUUUGGUGUCAUUUCGACAAGAAAACAGCACCCAUCAAGAACAUUGUUCAUAGAUCAAAAACUGGAAGAACCGAAAUAAACGAUAACGUCAAUAGAACUUGGUUCAGGUACGUAAGGGAGUCAGCUUGUGAUGUCGGAGUUUCCAAGGUGUCGUUAGACAAGAGUGUGCAAGCGGCGCUGAGUAGUCCGGAGAACGCGAAGGUGGUGGAGUUGGACGAGUCCCCACCUGUCUGGGUGUUGGUCAUCGCAGGGUUCGCCUCACUAGUGCUCAUCACCACCGGAGUAGCUUGGGUGUAUUCGGUCUCCAAGCGAAGGAUGAUCCCCCAUGUAGAACUAGUCAAGGCUCCGUCGUGCUCCAGUGACGAGCGUAGUCAAACAUCUGUCCAGCCGAGCGUCCUCACGCUCCCAAAGCAUAAUAAUUCAGAGGUUAAGCACAGAAAAUGACGAUUCAAGUCUGAAGAUGACUCAGAAGUGGAGAAUAUGACUCAACAUUCGGUGUCCGAGUCUAGCAUAGCAGAGUGGUGGCUGAAAUUGGGUGACACUCUAGCUACAUUUAGCCAGUGAUUGCAAAAUAAAACACGCGUCCAGAGUAUGUUAAUAAUAGUUUGUAACGUUGUAUAAGAAAUAAAUGUUCACUUUUUU